This is a messenger RNA of Larimichthys crocea (large yellow croaker), 2104 nucleotides long. Its product is annotated as fibrous sheath CABYR-binding protein-like. The coding region runs from base 348 to 1844 and encodes 498 amino acids. The record is from RefSeq and is a predicted model, not a curated record. NCBI's taxonomy places the organism in Eukaryota, Metazoa, Chordata, Actinopteri, Sciaenidae. The transcript has 2 exons.
UGGCAUGUGUCUGAGUUAAAAGUAGCUGUACAUUACGUCAUAUACGCCUUGGAGCAUUGUUUGUCACAAACAAGCGGAACAUGUGGAAACUUUUCAUUGGAUUACCUUUCUCACCUGGCAUCACUGAACAAAUAAGUGUAGCUGCAGGAGCAUGUAUAUUUAAGGGGCAUCAGUUCACGAGUCACAAUACUCCUGAUUCGAGUUGAGGUCUUUUUAUACUGUACCUGAGCGCUGCUGCAAACUAAAGGUGAGUGCAGUGCCUCUAUUUGACUCUUUAUUUGACUCUACUCUGCACAGACAUUACAGAAUCAGUAAAUACUCACCGACCAUUUGGAAGUGUUUUUCUAAUGUCUGUUUUCUUUCAGAAAAUGAGGAUCCAAAUUGCGUUGCUGGUCUUUGCAUUUGUGGCUGUGAUCAAUGCAGCACCAUACCAAGCACUGGAAGAUGUGAAGCUUGAUCCUGCAGAAGAGGCAGAAUUAAAGAAAGCACUGGAAAAUGUGAAGCUUGAUCCUGCAGAAGAGGCAGAGCUAGAGAAAGCACUGGAAGAUGUGAAGCUUGAUCCUGCAGAAGAGGCAGAGUUAAAGAAAGCACUGGAAGAUGUGAAGCUUGAUCCUGCAGAAGAGGCAGAGCUAGAGAAAGCACUGGAAGAUGUGAAGCUUGAUCCUGCAGAAGAGGCAGAGCUAGAGAAAGCACUGGAAGAUGUGAAGCUUGAUCCUGCAGAAGAGGCAGAGCUAGAGAAAGCACUGGAAGAUGUGAAGCUUGAUCCUGCAGAAGAGGCAGAGCUAGAGAAAGCACUGGAAGAUGUGAAGCUUGAUCCUGCAGAAGAGGCAGAGCUAGAGAAAGCACUGGAAGAUGUGAAGCUUGAUCCUGCAGAAGAGGCAGAGCUAGAGAAAGCACUGGAAGAUGUGAAGCUUGAUCCUGCAGAAGAGGCAGAGCUAGAGAAAGCACUGGAAGAUGUGAAGCUUGAUCCUGCAGAAGAGGCAGAGCUAAAGAAAGCACUGGAAGAUGUGAAGCUUGAUCCUGCAGAAGAGGCAGAGCUAGAGAAAGCACUGGAAGAUGUGAAGCUUGAUCCUGCAGAAGAGGCAGAGCUAGAGAAAGCACUGGAAGAUGUGAAGCUUGAUCCUGCAGAAGAGGCAGAGCUAGAGAAAGCACUGGAAGAUGUGAAGCUUGAUCCUGCAGAAGAGGCAGAGCUAGAGAAAGCACUGGAAGAUGUGAAGCUUGAUCCUGCAGAAGAGGCAGAGUUAAAGAAAGCACUGGAAGAUGUGAAGCUUGAUGCCGCCGCAAAGGAAGCCGUGGAGCUUUCCGCUGCCAAUAUGGAAGAGAAAGUACUGGAAGAUGCGAUAUAUUUGGCACUGCAGUAUUUUCUGUUUGAUGCCUCUGCAAGCGAAGACCCAAAGCUUGACGCUGCCACAGAGGCAGAGUUAAACAAAGCACUGGAAAAUGUGAAGUUUGAUACUGCCGCAAAGGAAGCCCUGGAGCUUGCCUCUGCCAAUAUGGAAGAGAAAGUACUGAAAGAUGUGGCGGUUUUUGCCGGAAAGCAAUUGAUAGAUUUCGCACUGCGGUAUUUUCUGUUUGAUGCCUCUGCAAGCGAAGACCCAAAGCUUGACGCUGCCACAGAGGCAGAGUUAAACAAAGCACUGGAAGAUGUGAAGCUUGAUCCUGCAGAAGAGGCAGAGUUAAAGAAAGCACUGGAAGAUGUGAAGCUUGAUGCCGCCGCAGAGGAAGAACCAAAGCUUGAUCCUGCAGAAGAGGCAGAGUUAAUGAAAGCACUGGAAGAUGUGAAGCUUGAUCCUGCAGAAGAGGCAGAGCUAGAGAAAGCAGCAAAAGAGCUAAAGCUUGAAUAAGGCAAAGAUGGAUACUGCUGAAGAGGAUCUAGGUGAAGAUAAAAAGCUUGUGAACAAGGUCAUGAAGAAUCAAUCAAUUUAGUAUAGAAUAAAUAAUAAUACUACUGAAAUUAGGAGAAGAAUAAAUGCAUACAUUUUGUGGCUUAAAGUUAGUGUGCAGAUGGUACUUUUCCAUUGAUGCUACAUUUUCAAUACCCAACACCCGAUCUUCAGCAACACAGAUAUUGUUAUGAUCAUCACAGUAUCAAGUGCAGACCUUU